This is a messenger RNA of Phascolarctos cinereus (koala), 420 nucleotides long. NCBI's taxonomy places the organism in Eukaryota, Metazoa, Chordata, Mammalia, Diprotodontia, Phascolarctidae. The record is from RefSeq and is a predicted model, not a curated record.
AUGUGUCACACCAGCUGUUCCACUGGCUGCCAGCCAGCCUGCUCCGUGCCUGUCUGCUGCAAGCCCAUCUGCUGUGUGCGUCCCUGCUGCCGCCCAGCCUCCUGUGUGGCCCUGCUCUGCCGCCCAGCGGGCACCGUGGUGACCGGCUGCCAGGCACUCUGUGGAGCUGGCAGCGGCUCCCCCUCAUGCUGUGUGUCCAGCCCCUGCCAGUCCACCUGCUGCCAGGCUGGUCCCUGUCAGACCACCUGCUCCCAGGAUAGCCCUUGCCUGUCCACCUGCUGCACACCAGUCUGCUACAAACCUGCUAUCUGUGUACCCAUAUGCUACAAGACUGUGACCUAUGCUAUCCCCUCCUGCUGCCAGCCAGCCUCCUGCACCUCCCUGCUAUGUGGACCCUCCUGCAUCCCCUCCUGCUGCUGA